AUGGAGGGGGAGCAGGGCGGAGGGGGGAGCAGGAUCAAGGUUGUAGUGAUCUCUGGGCCGACGGCUGUGGGAAAGUCUGCCAUUGCGGAGACGCUGGCGCAGAAGGAGAAACUUGAUGCUGAGCUCGUCUCAGCUGACUCGGUGCAGGUGUACAGGGGGAUGGACAUCGGGUCCAACAAGCCCACGGCAGAGGAGCGAGCCAGCGUCAGGUACCAUCUUCUCGACGUGGUGGAGCCGACCGAGGAGUACAAUGCCGCCGACUUCACUGCGCAUGCUCGGUCUGUCAUAGGAGACAUCAGCUCCCGCGGGAAGCUCCCCAUCGUCGUGGGGGGGACCGGCUUUUACCUGCAAUGGCUGGUGUUUGGGCGGCCGGGAGCGCCGAAGCCGACGGAGGAGGCGGAGGAGAAGGCAAGGAGUGCGAUCCUGGCAUGCGAGGGCUCGUGGGAGGAGGCAGCGAAUCGCUUCCGCAGCCUGGACGAGCGCUACUUCGAUGGGCUGCACGGCAACGACUGGCUACGUCUCCAGCGCAUGCUGGAGGUAUCGUACACGACAGGGAAACCGAUCUCCUCCUUCGAGAGACCGCAAGGGAAGUCCCUUGCUGUCGACCAGGUCUCGCAUGCUCUCUCCUGCACCGACCUCGACUUCCGCUGCUUCUUCCUGUACAGGAGCCGCCUGGAGAUCUUCCGCGACAUCGACUUGCGGUGCGAGCUCAUGCUCCAGUCUGGUUUCCUCGAGGAGGUUUCGUCGCUGGUGGCCUCCGGGAAGCUCAGGAUGGGCACUGGACCUGCUGUGGAGAAUGAAGAUGAGGAUGGGGGAGGGGCGGAUCGCAAGGAUCUGGACAGGGAGCUGGAGGCAUUUAUCAAGGACUUCCAGUCCGUCUCGCGCCAGUUUGUAAGGAGGCAGCUGACUUGGUUCCGGUCGGACCCUGUCUUCCGCUGGGUGCAGGCGGCGGACAGGGCGAAGGCAGUGGAGGAGCUUGAGGAGGCGAUCGGGAAGGAGGAGCAGGAGUUCUUGAGAAUGUAUGACGAGGAGGAGGAGAGGAGGAAGCAGGAGGAGGCGAGGCAGAGUGAGAGCAGCAAGGAGGAGCAAAAGCUGCUCAAGCAAUAUCAGUCGCAGCUGACCAUCUACAAGGACGAGGGCAGCAGAAGCUCUCUCCUUGACUCCAUCCUUGAGAUGGACGUUGUCAAGGGAGAGUAG
Guillardia theta CCMP2712 is the source of this 1197-nucleotide messenger RNA. RefSeq lists its product as hypothetical. Lineage: Eukaryota; Cryptophyceae; Pyrenomonadales; Geminigeraceae. The transcript is spliced from 2 exons. The coding region runs from base 1 to 1197 and encodes 398 amino acids. Gene Ontology annotation, molecular function: tRNA dimethylallyltransferase activity. The record is from RefSeq and is a predicted model, not a curated record. Gene Ontology annotation, biological process: tRNA modification.